CUGGGUCGGAGCAGACGCGCAUCGGCCAGCUUGGAAGUUAGAGAGAGAGCAUCUGGAGAAUCAUUCCAACAUGGAGGCCAGACAGGGCCUUCUGCUCAGUCUCAUCAUGGCAGCAUGUUUCUAUGGCAACACUGCUCAGACAACAGUCUGCACAGAAGAGGCCAUAGCAGACAUUGUCUUCAUGGUGGAUGGGUCAUGGAGCAUCGGCGCUGAGAACUUUGAACAGAUCCGUCAGUUCCUGAACACUCUGGUCAACAGCUUCAACGUGGGGCCUGAAUAUGUACGCAUUGGCCUGGUCCAGUACAGCACCACACCACGUACUGAGUUCCUGCUCAAGACCUACCAGAAAAAAGAGGACAUCCUCCAGUACAUCAGCACCCUGCCUUACAAAGGUGGUGGAACCAAAACCGGGCUGGGUUUGGACUUCAUGCUGAUGGAACAUUUUGUGAACACAGCCGGUAGCCGGACCAACAGUAACGUGCUGCAGAUUGCUGUGGUGAUCACCGAUGGGAAGUCACAGGAUAACGUGGAGGCCCAUGCUCAGCAGCUGAAGAGGAGGGGCAUUGUUUUGUAUGCCAUUGGUAUCAAAGACGCGGAUGAAAACCAGUUAAGGGAGAUCGCAAGUGAACCACAUAACAAGCAUGUCUACAGUGUGUCCGACUUCACAGCACUUCAAGGAAUCUCACAGAGCAUCGUCCAGACGCUUUGCACAACUGUGGAGGAGGCCAAAAGACCAGUGUCCAUCAUGGUGCCAGAGUGCACCAACGCCACGAUAGCUGACAUCGUCUUCCUGGUGGAUGGUUCCUCCAGCAUUGGGAUUGAAAACUUUCAAGAAGUCCGUCAGUUUCUCAAGAGCUUAAUCAGAGGCCUUGACAUUGGUGAGGACAAAGUCCGUGUGGGCCUGGCACAAUACAGCGAUGAGCCCCACCAGGAGUUCCUCCUCAAGGAUCACAUGGACAAAAUGUCCCUGCUGGAGCAGGUGGACAAUCUGACCUACCGCUUGGGUGGCACAGCAACUGGUAAGGCUAUCAGCUUCCUCCAGACAAAGUACUUCACCAAGGAGGCCGGAAGCCGUGCUGACCAGCGGGUGCCCCAGAUCGCUGUGGUGAUUACAGAUGGGGCUUCUUCAGAUGAUAUGGUGGUAGCCGCCCAGCUCUUAAGAGAGCAGGGAGUCCUUGUGUUUGCCAUCGGUGUGGGAGCAGUCAACAUGAAAGAGCUCCAGGUGAUUGCUAACCGUCCACACGAACGUUUCUUUUUCAGCAUCGAGAGCUACCAGGCUCUUCAGAGGCUGACCGAGGGGCUGCUGCAGACGGUGUGCAUCUCUAUGGAGGAUCAGAGAAAAGCCCUGGACCAGAGGUUUUCAGACAUCUUCUUCCUGAUUGACAGCAGCAUGUCGCAGGCAGACUUCCAACAAACCAGGAACCUCUAUUUACGGCUGGGUAACCAACUAGACAUAGGAGCUUCUGCCCAUCGUGUGGGGUUCGCUCAGUUUGGUCAGGAUGUUAGGGUUGAAUUCUUCCUCAACAAACACAAAACCAAAGAGGAUACUUUGGCUAGUAUGCGACGAUUCCGCCUGCGCAGCAUGAGGCCUAAAGAACCACGUAACCUGGGCAAAGCAUUGGAAUAUGCCAGAACCAACUUUUUCACCAGUGCAGCUGGCAGCCGUGAAGACCAGGGUUUCAGGCAGUUCCUGGUUGUCGUGACUGGAGGCAACUCGGAUGAUGUCAUUUUCAAAGAGUCUGGUUUGAUCAAGGCUGACGGAGUGACUGUGGUGGGGGUAGGCCUUGGCUCUGCAACACUAACAGAGAUGAAGAUGGUGGCCACUUUUCCAUACAUUUACCAGACGACCAACAUUGUACCUUCUUUGAAGGCUGCAUUUGAGACUCAGGUAGAGGUAACCACUGUGAGUGCAGAUUGCAAAACAGCCAAACUAGCAGACAUUGUGUUCAUCGUUGAUGAGUCGGAAAGUAUCAGAACACCCAACUUUCAGCUGGUUCGCAGUUUCAUACACAAGAUUGUGGAAGGCCUGGACGUUGAUCCAAAAAGAGUCCGGGUAGGCAUCGUCAUGUAUAGUGACACACCCACCGCACAGGUCUACCUGGACAGCUUUAACGACAAGAAUGAGAUCCUUCAGUUCAUCAAGAUUCUGCCUUACCAUGGAGGCGGUACCAAUACUGGUUCUGCCCUAAAGUUUGCUCGUGAGAAGGUCUUUGUGAAGGAAAGAGGCGGCAGGCAAAGUCAAGGUGUCCAGCAGGUAGCAGUGGUGAUAACAGAUGGGCAAUCCCAGGAUGAUGUGAGCGAAGAGGCAGCUAACCUCCGUCGGUCUGGUGUCACUGUUUAUGCUGUGGGGAUCAAAAAUGCCAACAAGAUGGAGCUGCUCCAAAUGGCAUCUCAUCCACCCAACAAGCACAUGUUUGUCGUGGACAGUUUUGUCAAGCUGAAAACCCUGAAGCAGAGCCUGCAGAAGAGCUUGUGCCUUAACAUCGUUCGCCAGGCAGUCACAGUCAAUACGAGGAGGGAGAGCAUCAAAGAAGGCUGCAAGCAUACAGAAGAGGCAGACAUUUUCUUCCUGAUUGACCACUCAGGAAGCAUUUACCCAAACGAUUUCAAUGACAUGAAGAAGUUCAUCAUUGAGUUCCUCCAUAAUUUCCAUAUUGGGCCAAAACACAUCCGUGUAGGUGUUGCCAAGUAUGCAGAUUUCCCAAACCUGGAAUUUGACCUGACUACCUAUGCAGACACCGCUUCAUUGGAGAAAGCUGUGGAGGAUAUUAAACAAAUAGGAGGUGGGACCCAGACAGGAGCAGCUCUGUCAUUCAUGGCUCCUAACUUUGAAAAGGCAAUGGCAACUCGUGGUCACAAAGUCCAAGAGUACCUGGUGGUCAUCACUGAUGGGAAAUCCUCAGAUGAUGUCAAAGCUCCAGCAGAAAUGCUGAGAGCACAGGGCAUCACUAUCUAUGCCAUCGGAGUGAAAAACGCAGAUAAAACUCAGCUUCAAGAAAUUGCAGGCAGCCAUACGAAGACCUUCUUUGUCAAUGACUUUGAUGCCCUAAAGCCCAUCAAGGACGACAUCCUCACUGAUAUCUGUUCUACUGAUGCCUGUAAAGACAUUCCAGGCGACCUCCUCUUCCUAAUUGAUAGCUCUGGCAGCAUCGAAAACGAGGAUUUCCAGAAAAUGAAAGACUUCAUGAAAUCUGUCAUCAGCAAGUCCGUCAUUGGGCAGGAUCAGGUGCAUGUUGGAGUUAUGCAGUUCAGCACCAGCCGGAGACUGGAAUUCUCUCUUAACCGAUUCUAUGACAAAAGUGAAAUGUCGAAAGCCAUAGAUGACAUGCAGCAGAUUGGGGGAGGCACACACACAGGCGAAGCCAUUUCUGACAUCUCACAAUAUUUUGAUGCGCUCAAUGGUGGGCGUCCUGGCCUCAGGCAAAACCUCAUAGUAGUAACAGAUGGUGAGGCCACGGAUGACGUCAAGGGCCCCGCUGAAGCUCUGAGGGCCAAGAAGGUCAUAAUCUACGCUGUUGGUGUGAUGAAUGCUAACACCACCCAGCUUUUAGAGAUCAGCGGCAGACAGGACAGGGUCUUUUCAGAGACGGACUUUGAUGGCCUGAAGGACCUCGAGAGCCAAUUGGCCUUGGAAAUCUGUGACCCUGACAGAGAGUGUAAGAAGACAGAGGUGGCUGACAUUAUUUUCCUGGUGGACGGCUCCACAAGCAUAACCGAGCGUAAAUUCAGGAGCAUGCUGAAGUUUAUGGAGUCCAUGGUAAACCAAACCACGGUCGGUGAGAAGCUGACACGCUUCGGGGUCAUCCUGUACUCUGACGACCCCAGCUCCAUAUUCACUCUCAAACAGCACUACACCAAAAGGGAAGUUCUUAAAGCCAUACAAGCACUGGAAUCCCCCACUGGGAACACGUACACAAGCAAGGCACUGGCAUAUUCAUUACAGUUCUUUGAUGCUGCACAUGGCGGCCGUGGAGCCUUCCAGGUGCCUCAGAUUCUGAUGGUGAUAACUGACGGUGACGCCACAGAUCGAUAUGACCUGGAGAAGCCAUCCUUGGCACUCAAGGAUAAUAGAGUCAAGGUUUUUAGCAUCGGAGUGGAAGGAGCCAAUAGGACUCAACUAGAGACAAUGGCAUGUGGAGACACAUCCAGGGUUUUCUAUGUGGACAAAUUUGAUGCCCUGGACACUCUGUACAAAAACAUUACUCAUGUCCUCUGCAACAACACCAAGCCAGCUUGUGAGAAACAGGAGGCCGACCUGGUCAUGUUAAUUGACCAGUCUGGCAGCAUACAGUCAGCUGACUACACCAUCAUGAAGAAGUUCAUGACGGAGCUGGUGAGCAGCUUCAACGUCAGCCAGGACUUAGUGCGGGUUGGAGUUGCCCAGUUCAGCAGCACUCCCCAGAAGGAGUUCUACCUCGAUGAAUUCUCUACCGAGGCGGAGGUGAAUGAGCACAUCCUCGCCAUGACACAGCUGCGUGGAGGCACCAACAUUGGACAGGCCCUGGAUUUCAUUCGGCGCUAUUUCCAGGCGUCCCAUGGUAGCAGGAUCUCUGCUGGGGUCUCGCAGAACCUUGUACUAAUCACAGACGGCGACUCACAAGACAAGGUGGAAGAUGCUGCCAUCAGUCUCGCAGCUCUGGGGAUCGAGGUGUUUGCUGUUGGCAUAGGAAAUGUUCAUGAUUUGGAGCUGCUGCAGAUCACUGGCACCCCGGAGAGACUGUUCACUGUGCAGAAUUUUGGCUCCUUAACAAACAUCAAGCAGAAGGUUGUGGAUACCAUUUGCAAGUCCAAACCAAUUGAAUCCAGUGAUAAUCCAGAGUGCAGUGUUGAUAUUGCCAUGGGCUUCGAUAUUUCUCAGAGGACUAGGACUGAGCUGGUCAGUGGCCAGUUGAAGCUCCAGACCUUCCUGCCAGAGAUAGCCCGCUACGUGUCCAACCUGCAGGGUCUAUGCUGCGUGGCACCUGGCCCGGUCAAACCCAACAUGGCAUACCGAGUGGUGGCUCAUGAUGGCCGGACACUGUAUGACUUCAAAUUUGAAGGCUACAGUGAGAGGGUGGUCAGGAACGUCAUGGCCCUGCAGAUAUCAGAACCCACCUACUUUAACACUGCUCUGCUGCAUUCCUUCAGAGACAAGUUCAAGGCAGAAUCCACCGCUGCCGUUAAGGUUCUUGUGAUCUUCUCAGAUGGACUUGAUGAAGAUGUGGUGAAUCUGGAGCGAGAGUCAGAAGUUCUUCGUGAAUCUGGCAUCAGUGCUCUGCUUAUUGUGGCCCUGGAAAGCGUGCGUGACUCCAGCCUGCUCCAGAUGGUUGAAUUUGGUCGUGGCUUUGGUUACAAGCUUCCUCUGAGCAUUGGGAUGCAGAGCAUAGGCAGCACAAUGCUGAAACAGAUUGACACGGUGGCAGAUAGGAAGUGCUGUAGCGUCAUGUGUAAGUGCUCUGGACAUGAAGGAAUACGUGGUUCUCGUGGUCCCCCGGGAUUAAAGGGUCUGCCUGGACCCAACGGUCAUCCUGGUUUCCCUGGAGAGGAAGGUGUCGCUGGAGACAGAGGUCCUCCUGGACUCGCAGGGCCCCAAGGCAUCCAAGGCUGCCCAGGCAUCAGAGGACAGAAGGGGUACCGAGGCCACAGAGGGAACAGGGGAGAAGAAGGAGAACAUGGGCUGGAUGGAGUCAACGGUGAACAGGGUGUACCAGGACUGAGUGGAGCCGCAGGAGAGAGAGGGGACACAGGGAAUCCAGGCAUUGGAGGAAUCAAGGGAGAGCCGGGCCUUAAAGGCCAGCGAGGACUAAGAGGAGACCCUGGAGAGCCAGGCUUGGACAACACCGUGCAGGGACCCAAAGGACAGACAGGAAAUCAAGGCCUCCCGGGAGAUGCAGGAGAGGAUGGUCUUCCUGGUGAGGAUGGGAUCAAUGGAAACCCGGGACCUCAAGGCAGGAGAGGACCACCUGGCCUAGAGGGGACAAAUGGAGAGCCAGGUAUUCCAGGACUUCGUGGUAACCCAGGCCCCUCGGGGCCCCAGGGAGAAAGGGGUGUGAGAGGUCAGCCAGGAUCAAGAGGUGUCAUCGGUCUUCCUGGACCUCAGGGAGCUCCUGGACUGGCAGGAAGUAAAGGAUCAACUGGUCAUCGUGGCAGCAUAGGACAGAAGGGACAACCAGGUGAACCAGGAAUCAAGGGGGAGCCAGGGUCCAGGGGUCCAAGGGGACUGCCGGGUCAGGAUGGCAGAGACGGCUAUGGUCCCCCUGGGUCAGUGGGUGUAAAAGGGGAGCUUGGAUUUCCUGGCUACCCGGGUGUUCCGGGUGAAAGUGGCUUCCAAGGGUCCGAAGGAGGACCUGGCCCCAAAGGCAACAGAGGCAGAGGGGGAAAUUCUGGGAGACCAGGAGAAACAGGAACAGCUGGAGACUUAGGACCACCAGGACACAAGGGUCUCAAAGGACCUCCUGGUAUCAGAGGGAUGUCUGAAUGCCAGUUAAUAACCUACAUCAGAGAUAAUUGUGGAUGCUCCCGAGGCCGAGCAGAAUGCCCUGCAUACCCCACUGAGCUGGUCUUUGUCCUGGACAUGUCAGAGGAUGUGACCCCUGCUGCAUUCGAGAGGAUGCGCUCCGCCCUCCUGUCUCUGCUGGAGGAGAUUUCCAUUGCCGAGAGCAAUUGCCCGACAGGUGCGCGUGUCGCUGUGAUGGGCUACAGUACCUACACCAAGUACCUUAUCCGUUUCCAAGACUACCACCGCAAGAGGCAGCUGAUCGAAGCGGUUCAGAACAUCGCUCUGGAGCGAACAGCAAACCAGCGCUACUUCGGUGCGGCCAUGCGCUACGUGGGCCAAAACGUCUUCAAGCGUGUUCGUAAGGGACUGAGGAUGAGAAAGGUGGCCAUCCUCUUCUCCAACGGGCCAGCCCAAGACCCCUCUGACAUCAUUACUGCCGUAAUGGAAUAUCAAGCGCUUAACAUCAUGCCAGUGGUUGUUGCACUACGUAACACUCCAAACAUUCGUCAGGCCUUUGAGGCUGAUGACACAGGCCGCUCCAUCUUCACGUUGCUCCGGAGAUCCCAAGAUCUGGCUACUGACCUGAGGAAUGUCAGAAAAUGUGCCAUCUGCUAUGACCCCUGCAGGCCCAGAGAGGAGUGUGCCAACGUGAAGGAGGUCCCGGGCCCCCAAAACAUUGAUAUGGACCUCGUUUUGGUGGUGGACGGCUCCAGGGAGGUUCAGGGUGACCAGUACUCUGGCAUCCAGCAGCUGCUGGGCUCUGUAUUGGAGCAGCUGGCUGUGAGCCCUCAACCUAACCGAGCUGAUAGGCAAACUAGGGUGGCCCUGGUCCAGCAGAGUGGAUCACUCUACUCCCAGGCAUCGCAGUCUGCAAGGGCUGCCAAGCUGGAGUUUGGUCUUCAAGUGUACCAAGAUCAGAGUCUGAUGAAGAGACAUGUUGUCCAGAGCAUGCAACAGCAGGGAGGCUCCUCAGCACUGGGACAUACUCUGGAUUACGCCUUCAGAGGGUUGCUUCUGAAAGCCAGCAGGCCCAGGGAGAGGAAGGUGAUUCUGGCUGUGGUGGGGGCUGAGACAGCCUACUGGGACCAGGCCAAGCUACACCACAUCUCCCAGCAAGCCAAGUGCCAGGGGGUGGCACUCUUCGUGGUGACUGUAGGUGAUCACUACAACCGUACACAGGUGGAGGAACUGGCUAGUCUUCCUGUGGAGCAGCAUCUGAUCCAUGUGGGCCGACUCAGGGCUGAGGAACAGGGCUAUGCACAGAGAUUCUUCAGAACUUUCCUCUCCGUUCUCAACAGGGGAAUGAAUGCUUACCCUCCAGCAUCUCUCAGACGUACCUGCAACACACUGGAGGACCAGAAGAGGGAGGAGGUGUUGGUAGAAGGCCAGGGGGAGCCGCAGGAGGAGGAGCUUAGAGAAGAGGGACAGGAGGAGUUUCAGGAGCAGACAGGAGAACAAACCCAGACAGACCUGGGCCAGUUGGACCUAAUCCAGACAUUGUCCAGAGGUGAUGGGGAGACCUUCCCAGCUCGACCCAAUCUCAGAGCCCCGUGUCAGCUGCAUGUGGACUCGGGCAGCCUGUGCAGCGACUUUGUCCAACGAUGGUUCUUUGACAAAGCCAUCAGUGCAUGCUCACCCUUCUGGUAUGGAGGUUGCGAUGGUAAUGCCAAUCGCUUUAACACGGAAAAUGAAUGCCUCCAGACAUGUGUCGGCUCUAAGCCAACGGCCGUGCUGACAACAGAACAAACCAACGUUCUCACCAAGGAUGCCUGUUUGCUGAGGCAGGACCCCGGCGGCUGUCAAAACUACACCAUGAAGUGGUUCUUUGACACAGAACAGCGUGAAUGCUCUCGCUUCUGGUAUGGCGGCUGCGAGGGGAACAACAACCGCUUUGAGACGCAGGACGAGUGCGAGAUUGUCUGUCUGAGCACGAGGCGAUGAGAAGAGGCCCCGCAGGUUCCGAGGCCUGGACCACCUGGAGACUGAUUCAUCAGAUCAGCCUCUCUGCUUGUGAGCCUCCCACAUAUCCCAGGCUGCCAUGCAGACAAUAUGUUAACAAGAAAACGAGGUACUUCAGAAAAACAACCAACUGUUGAAAACUGUUUCUGCCCUCUGUUGCACCUGACCCAAGUCAUCAAGGACACGGCAGCCUCUAGACAGAGACCACUUUCACCAGCUUUCCUGCAGAUUUAAUUGGGAUUAAUGGUAUGGAGCUAAUCAAUUCAGCCAGGGGCCAGAUGCUUAGAAAUUCACCAAGGUUCUACUACUACUUUUUUUUUUUUGUUAUGUUUAUGUUUUCAGUCUGCAGGGGUGGGGUUAUAAGGACAUGGGACAGAUCUCAGUGGAUAAGUGUAUGUUUUUCCCUUGCAUUUGUGUAGUCUCACAUUUAGUCCACAAAGAGAAACACAUCCCUGAUUCCUCAGGAACAAAGCUCACUUCUGCUUCAGAGCCUGAACAGGAAGUCCUCGUUUCCUGUUUGACAAUGUGGAAUCACUUCAGCGUCUCUGUUGUAGAAAACCCAACAAUGGUGCUUAAUGGGCAAAUUAAAAACAAGCAACUGAAUAAAAAAUACCCUGUGG
Lampris incognitus (smalleye Pacific opah) is the source of this 9057-nucleotide messenger RNA. RefSeq names its product collagen, type VI, alpha 4a (gene col6a4a). The record is from RefSeq and is a predicted model, not a curated record. The transcript is spliced from 43 exons. Gene Ontology annotation, molecular function: serine-type endopeptidase inhibitor activity. The coding region runs from base 71 to 8419 and encodes 2782 amino acids. NCBI's taxonomy places the organism in Eukaryota, Metazoa, Chordata, Actinopteri, Lampriformes, Lampridae.